GAGCGCGGCCAUGGCGGCGGCCCCGGCGGAGGCCGAGACCCGGCAGCGGCUGCUGCGCACCGUCAAGAAGGAGGUGAAACAGAUCAUGGAGGAGGCAGUGACGAGGAAGUUUGUGCAUGAGGACAGCAGCCACAUCAUCUCCUUCUGCGCGGCGGUGGAGGCUUGUGUCUUGUUCGGCUUGAAGCGACGGGCAGCAGGGUUCCUGCGCAGCAACAAGAUAGCAGCUCUCUUCAUGAAGGUGGGAAAGAGCUUUCCCCUGGCAGAGGAGCUCUGCAGGAAGGUGCAGGACCUGGAGCAGCUCAUCGAGAACGUACGAAAUCAGGUCCAGGGCAUCCCGGAGAAUGUGCGCAAGAUGCCGAAGCUGCCCAACCUGUCUCCUCAAGCCAUCAAGCACCUCUGGAUCCGCACGGCCCUCUUUGAAAAGGUCCUGGAUAAAAUCGUCCAUUACUUGGUAGAAAACAGCAGUAAGUACUAUGAGAAAGAAGCUCUCCUGAUGGAUCCUGUGGAUGGGCCAAUUCUUGCAUCUUUACUGGUGGGGCCCUGCGCGCUGGAGUACACCAAGAUGAAGACCGCCGACCACUUCUGGACAGACCCCUCUGCGGAUGAGCUGGUGCAGAGGCACCGCAUCCACAGCUCCCACUGCCGCCAGGACUCGCCCACCAAGCGCCCGGCGCUCUGUAUCCAGAAGAGGCACUCGAGCGGCAGCAUGGAUGAUCGGCCCUCACUGUCUGCCAGGGACUAUGUGGAGUCGCUGCACCAGAAUUCCCGAGCCACCCUCCUCUAUGGCAAGAACAACGUCCUGGUGCAGCCACGAGAUGACAUGGAGGCCAUACCGGGGUACCUGUCCCUUCACCAGACUGCAGACAUCAUGGCACUGAAGUGGACUCCCAACCAGCUGAUGAAUGGCUCCGUGGGGGAUCUGGACUACGAGAAGAGUGUGUACUGGGACUAUGCCAUGACUAUUCGCCUGGAGGAGAUCGUGUACUUGCACUGUCACCAGCAAGUAGACAGCGGUGGGACGGUUGUCUUGGUGAGCCAGGAUGGGAUUCAGAGGCCUCCGCUGCGCUUUCCCAGAGGAGGGCACUUGCUGCAGUUCCUGUCCUGCCUGGAGAACGGGCUCCUGCCCCAUGGGCAGCUGGAUCCACCCCUCUGGUCACAGCGGGGAAAGGGAAAGGUGUUUCCCAAGCUGAGGAAGCGAAGCCCACAGGGCUCCUCUGAGUCUGCCUCCGACAAGGAAGAUGACGAAGCCACGGAUUAUGUUUUCAGGAUCAUCUACCCAGGGACACAGGCUGAAUUCGUUCCCAUUAAUGGCCAUUUUCAGCCAUUCCUCGCCUCUGUGAUCUCCAUCAGUGCAAUGAGAGGGAGGAGCACAAGGACUGCAGCUGCGAGCAGGAUAGUGGUGACCCCUAAGUGGUUUCUGAGGCUCCCCAUCACGUCCCAACCUCACUUUGCCCCUCUGGGGACCACUCGGCAUCAGUUGCCCCAGGACCUGAUGGAUGCUCCAGGCUCUGCUCUGCCUCCCAUGUGGCAGCCCAGCACCCGCAAGUCCUCCUGCUCCUCCUGCUCGCAGAGCGGCUCCUCCGAUGGGGGACCAGCCAACGGCUGCAGCCACGAAAGAGCUCCGCUGAAGCUCCUGUGUGACAACAUGAAGUACCAGAUCCUCUCCCGGGCCUUCUACGGCUGGCUGGCCUAUUGCAGGCACCUCUCCACGGUGCGCACCCACCUCUCGGCGCUGGUGAACCACAACAUCGUGUCCCCUGAUGUGCCCUGCAGUGCCAGCUCGGGGCUGACCGUGGACAUCUGGCAGAGAUACCUGCAGGACAGCACGAGUUAUGAGGACCAGGAGCUGCUGCGGCUGAUCUACUAUGGUGGGAUCCAGCACGAGAUCAGGAAGGCUGUCUGGCCCUUCCUGCUGGGCCAUUACCAGUUCGGGAUGACGGAGGCAGAAAGGAAGGAGGCAGACGAGCAGACGCGCACGUGCUACGAGCACACCAUGGCGCAGUGGCUGGGCUGCGAGGCCAUCGUCCGCCAGCGGGAGAAGGAGUCGCACGCGGCUGCUCUGGCCAAGUGCUCCUCGGGGGCCAGCUUGGAUUCCCACCUCCAGAGGAUGAUGCACAGGGACUCCACCAUCAGCAACGAGUCCUCGCAGAGCUGCAGCUCCGGCCGACAGAAUCACGCCCGGCUGCAGAGCGACUCCAGCUCCAGCACCCAGGUGUUUGAGUCUGUUGAUGAGGUGGAGCAGCCCGAAGCAGACCCUCAGCUGGAAGAUGGCAAACCAAGCAAGAUCCCCAAUGGGACGGUGCCCAACGGUGCCUGUUCCCCAGACUCCGGCCACCCCUCAUCCCAGAACUUCUCCAUCGCAUCGGGGUUCUCCGAGCGCAGCUUCAGCAACGAGGACAGUGCCCUGGAGACCACCAAGUCCUCGGCCAGCUCUCAGGGAAAGGCGGGGGGUUUGGAUGCGCCAGCCCCGCAGGACCCCGAUGGUGCCCGGCAGGGCCAGGACAGCCUGGAAGGGGAGUUUCCCAGUGGUGGAAGCGUGGACUUUGUUCCAGUGAGCUCCCCGGGGGUCCUGCGUGAUGGAGACCGCGUGGCCCUGCCCGUGGUAGAGAGCUGGGCAGACAGCGAAGCCGAGAAGCAGAGCUUGGUGGAGAGUGAGGACAACCUGUCCGAGGAGCCGGAGAUGGAGAGCCUGUACCCGCAGCUGGACUCUCUGCCUGUGGCUGAUCUGGCCAGCAGUGAAACGGCUGCCGUCUCCUCGACGGGUGUCACCUACUCGGCAGAGCUCCUGGACAUGUACACGGUGAACCUGCACCGCAUCGAGAAGGACGUGCAGCGCUGUGACCGCAACUACUGGUACUUCACCCCCGCCAACCUGGAGAAGCUGCGUAACAUCAUGUGCAGCUACAUCUGGCAGCACAUUGAGAUUGGCUACGUGCAGGGGAUGUGUGACCUGCUGGCCCCUCUCCUGGUCAUCCUGGAUGAUGAGGCUCUGGCCUUCAGCUGUUUCACUGAGCUGAUGAAGAGGAUGAAUCAGAACUUCCCCCAUGGAGGAGCCAUGGACACCCACUUUGCCAACAUGAGAUCCCUGAUCCAGAUCCUGGACUCGGAGCUCUUUGAGCUGAUGCACCAGAACGGUGACUACACUCACUUCUACUUCUGCUACCGGUGGUUUCUCCUGGACUUCAAGAGAGAGCUGGUGUAUGAUGAUGUCUUUGCCGUCUGGGAGACCAUCUGGGCAGCUGCACACGUCUCCUCUGCUCACUACGUGCUCUUCAUAGCCCUGGCGUUGGUGGAAAUGUACCGGGACAUCAUCCUGGAGAACAACAUGGAUUUUACAGACAUCAUCAAGUUUUUCAAUGAGAUGGCCGAGCGGCACAACACCAAGCAGAUCCUGAAGCUGGCUCGGGACCUCGUCUAUAAAGUCCAGACUCUGAUCGAGAACAAGUGAAGGACAGGGGGAAGACGAGACAUCCAGACAAGGAGCCGGGACGCCCCUCCAAUGCUUCCUUCCCUUCUCCUCCUCCUCCAAGUGCCAUGCCUGUGGAUACAAGGUAGUUGGACACAUGCUGCUGUCUAAGCUGCAAGUACCCUUAGCUCUCCACGUGCUGUGUUCAGUGUUAGGUCCAGUGGUCCUGGCUCACGUCUUCGCAGCCGCCUUCAGUGACUUAACCAAAGAGCUGUGCAACGGCAUCUCAGUGCUGAGGACUUGCUUUGGGAGCACACAAAAACUGCCGAGGCAGCCCCAGCACCCAGGCAGAGCAUCCCUGGGGCUGCCUUGGGCUCAGCAGCCUUUGCUGCAAUGGGAUGGAGCUGCUCCUUGGGCAGGCGCUGCCCCGUGGCACCAGGAACCAGCCCCACAAGCCCGGUGCUGCCAGUGCUCCGUUUGUGACCAACAUCACGAGGUUCUGCAGGUAACAGAGGGACUUGGAUCACAGAAGUUCCCCUUUGAUCUAGUCCCUCAGUGCAUCCCCUAUAGGGUUAUUUUUAGGGCUCUGAUCUCCCCCUGGGGGUUUGACAUUGUUUGUUACUGCAGCAUCAUGGGAGUUUCAGCUCCGGAUGGGCUUUCAGAAGAGCUCCAAAUUCAGCAUUGGGCUUUUCUGUCAAACCCAGCCUCUCUGAUGCUCUCUGAACACUGGAAGAUCUGGUCCCAACCUCCUCUGGGAGUUCUGGACCCGAGGUUUUCUCACCUGCCUUACUCAAGCUGCUCGUGGUAGGGGCUGGUUCCUCUGUUAGGGGAGAGCUCCUCGGUGGGCAGGUCAGAGCUCCUGGGGGGGUCUGUCCUCACCUUCCCUCUGAAGGUGCCUAUCUCCUCUGCUCAUUUAAGGACCAGCUGCUCCAAGCAGGACAGUGCAGCCAAUCCCCUUGGUGCCUGUGGGCUUUCUGUGUGCUUCUGGGGUUGGCUUCAAAGCCCCUUACAUCCACUGUAAGUCUCCAGUGAGGUCUUGGUGGGCUUCUUUCAAUGCCUGUGAAGAGGAAGAUAGCCUGAGGUCCCUGAGUGGGCUCUGCUGUUGGAAGAUGCCCUUCUGCGGCCCCUGCAUGAGGUGCCUCUCCAGCCCUGCCAGUGUGAGAGCAGGGGUGCCCAUCGUGCUAGGGCUGCACUAAGGAGGGUUUGGAUUCAUUCUUCAACUCAGGUACAAACACUAAAGGCAAAGGAGAGGGGUGGGUGCUUGGUAGCU
Neopsephotus bourkii (Bourke's parrot) is the source of this 4676-nucleotide messenger RNA. RefSeq names its product small G protein signaling modulator 1 (gene SGSM1). Gene Ontology annotation, molecular function: GTPase activator activity. The transcript is spliced from 26 exons. The record is from RefSeq and is a predicted model, not a curated record. Gene Ontology annotation, biological process: activation of GTPase activity. The coding region runs from base 11 to 3448 and encodes 1145 amino acids. NCBI's taxonomy places the organism in Eukaryota, Metazoa, Chordata, Aves, Psittaciformes, Psittacidae.